This is a messenger RNA of Fomitopsis serialis, 1826 nucleotides long. RefSeq lists its product as uncharacterized. The coding region runs from base 162 to 1478 and encodes 438 amino acids. NCBI's taxonomy places the organism in Eukaryota, Fungi, Basidiomycota, Agaricomycetes, Polyporales, Fomitopsidaceae. The record is from RefSeq and is a predicted model, not a curated record. The transcript has 6 exons.
GCCACUCAAAACAAAAGGUCGCGUCUGAGAAGCGCCCGCAGCAAUGUUUCGCUUUUGUUCUCGUUGCCAUUGUCCAUCAGUAACGACUUCACGAUUCUCUCGAUCGCCAUGACCUCAACGGAGCAAGUUGAACCUCUUCUCGUCCUCAGUCGAGUUGGACGAUGCUUGAUAUAACGCCAAAACUGCACCAGGAUCCCGAAGUCACCAAGACUGAAGCUCCCCGUCCGGGGCUGCUCACACGCUUCGCGAAGUUCUGUUUCGACCUCCGGACGCUCGGACGGCGGCGCGAGCCUGACGUGCUGCCCGUCCACCAACCGAAGCUGGAGCCUUGGUCGCCCUUGCACAUCGAGAAGCGUGCAGCGCCCUGCUGCGAGCACUGCGUCAAGCGGAGGAAGCGGAAGCGGCGAAACACGAUCCUGUUCGUCGUUCUCAUAAUCCUGCUUCUCUACCUGCUGGGCAACAUGAUCGCACUCGACGUCACCACCGGCGGGUCGUCCGCGUCUGCGUCUGCGUCGAGCUCGCCCUCUUUGUCGGCGAACCAACAGCUGUGCCUCUCAGAGUUCGAGAUCAACGCACCUGCGAACGCGUCGCUGUACCCGUGCUCGACCUGCCUCUCCACGCUCCAGGGCGUCUCGUCCGACUUCCUGAAGGCGCACGCCCAGGAUGCCGCGCAGGUCCAGAACGCCAUCCAGUUCUGCGCGCUGCGGAGCGUCUUCGUCGAGGCGAACGGCCAGGGGCAGAGCAGCCUGGGGAACGGCGGGUGGAUGCAGAACACGGACGUCUGCGGGUGGACCGGAGUCGAGUGUGACGGCGAUGGGAGGGUGACUUCGCUGUACGUUCCCGUCUUGUCCUCGGUCGUUGAUAUAACUGACGCGCGCGCCAGGGAGUUGAGCACGCCAAGCAUACCCACCGUCAUCCCCGACCAGCUCGCCGGCUCGCUGCCCUCGUCCUUCACGAACCUGACUGCCCUGACGACGCUCGAGUUCCAAGCGACGGGCAUCACGAGCAUCCCGGACGGCCUGUUCGACUCGCUGAAGAAUGUGUCUUCCCUCACGCUGGAGAAGAACGCACAAAUGUCGCCGACACUGCCGUCGAGUGUAGCCCGUCUCCCGAUUCAAGAUCUGGUGAUCACGAACCAAGCACUCACCAAUCCGCUCUCGACUCUCUUCAAUAGCACUUCCGUCCAGUCGUCGUUGAAGCUCCUGGAUGUCUCCACGACAAACAUGACCGGAUCGAUCCCCUCCUCCGUCUCCUCGCUCACCGCGCUCGUCGAGCUACAUCUCGACCACAACGACCUCACGAACCCCCUGCCGACCUCGUUCCCCUCCACACUCCAGAUCCUCAACCUCGCCAACAACACGGGCCUCAGCGGGUCCGUGGACGGGUCCUUCUGCGCGCUGGGCGCGCUCCAGCAGUGCGAUGCGACGGGCACGGGCUUGAAGGCUGCAGGCAGCUGCGGGGUGUGUGAGUUUUCGUGAACAUUCGGACUGCGAUGAACUGUGGACUUUGAGUUUUGAAUGGUUCGGACUGUAGUGUAGCCGUAGCAUGAUUUUCGGACGUAGUUAUGUCUUUCGGACUUGUAUACGUAUUGCGCGCUCGCCUCGAGGCUUAAUGGACUUUAUGACCGGAUAAAAUGCCCUGACACCCUCGAGCACGAGUGUUGGCCUACACUGUGAGUACGACCGGGAACGGCUUGUCAGCUUGCAGUCGCAAGUGGUCAAUUAUUCCUUUCGGAAGCACUCAGUAGCACUGCAGCUGGUCCCGGUCACCGGUCACCACUUUGCGUGCCUGCCUUGAGCUUGAGGCUGGACUGGCUGCCUGGCAGU